GCAGAAGCAGGAAGUGGGACCAAAACAAAGGAGCGGCGGCCGGGAGGCGAGCUGCGUCUUCUCGUCCCGGUUGCGCGCCCGGCCGUGGCCGCCGACCCCGCGGGAGCGGUCCGAUCAUGUCCAACAUGGAGAAACACCUGUUCAACCUCAAGUUCGCGGCCAAAGAACUGAGCCGGAGCGCCAAGAAAUGCGACAAGGAGGAGAAGGCCGAGAAGGCCAAAAUUAAGAAGGCCAUUCAGAAGGGCAACAUGGAAGUGGCGAGGAUCCACGCCGAGAACGCCAUCCGCCAGAAGAACCAGGCGGUGAAUUUCCUGAGGAUGAGCGCGCGGGUCGACGCGGUGGCCGCCAGGGUGCAGACGGCCGUGACGAUGGGCAAGGUGACCAAGUCGAUGGCCGGCGUGGUGAAGUCCAUGGACGCGACGCUCAAGACCAUGAACCUCGAGAAGAUCUCGGCCCUGAUGGACAAGUUCGAGCACCAGUUCGAGACGCUGGACGUGCAGACGCAGCAGAUGGAAGACACGAUGAGCAGCACGACGACGCUGACCACUCCCCAGAACCAGGUGGAUCUGCUGCUCCAGGAAAUGGCCGACGAGGCCGGCCUCGACCUCAACAUGGAGCUGCCGCAGGGGCAGACGGGCUCGGUGGGCACGAGCGUGGCGUCGGCCGAGCAGGACGAGCUGUCGCAGAGGCUGGCUCGCCUCCGGGACCAGGUGUGAGGGACGCGAUGGGGGCAGCGGGGCGGGCCGGGCCGGACGCCGAGGCCCGUGCCCC
This is a messenger RNA of Ochotona princeps (American pika), 771 nucleotides long. It is a transcript of the gene CHMP1B, whose product is annotated as charged multivesicular body protein 1B. Lineage: Eukaryota; Metazoa; Chordata; Mammalia; Lagomorpha; Ochotonidae. Gene Ontology annotation, cellular component: ESCRT III complex; multivesicular body. The record is from RefSeq and is a predicted model, not a curated record. The coding region runs from base 117 to 716 and encodes 199 amino acids. Gene Ontology annotation, biological process: endosome transport via multivesicular body sorting pathway; late endosome to vacuole transport; protein transport. The transcript has a single exon.